Amblyraja radiata (thorny skate) is the source of this 1071-nucleotide messenger RNA. RefSeq names its product zinc finger protein 135-like. NCBI's taxonomy places the organism in Eukaryota, Metazoa, Chordata, Chondrichthyes, Rajiformes, Rajidae. The annotation marks the transcript as partial. The transcript has a single exon. Gene Ontology annotation, molecular function: RNA polymerase II cis-regulatory region sequence-specific DNA binding; DNA-binding transcription factor activity, RNA polymerase II-specific. The record is from RefSeq and is a predicted model, not a curated record. Gene Ontology annotation, biological process: regulation of DNA-templated transcription.
UAUGAGUGCGACGUGUGUGGCAAGGCCUGGCGGUACCCGAGCGAGCUGGAGAUCCACCGGCGGAUGCACACGGGAGAACGCCCCUUCGACUGCUCCACCUGCGGCAAGAGCUUCACCAGCUACGCCAACCUGCAGCAGCGCAACCGGGUGCACACUGGAGAACGCCCCUUCAACUGCUCUGACUGCGGCAAGAGCUUCAAGACAGCGCCAAACCUGACGAAACACCGGUGGUUACACACGGGCGAGAAGCCCUAUGGCUGCUCCACCUGCGGCAAGAGCUUUGCCAGCUACGACAACCUGCAACAGCACAACCGCAUGCACUCUGGUGAGAGGCCCUUCACCUGCUCCACCUGGGGCAAGAGCCUUGCCAGCUACGACAACCUGCAACAGCACAACCGCGUGCACACGGGAGAAAGCCCCUUCAUCUGCUCCACCUGCGGCAAGAGCUUUGCCAGCUACGACAACCUGCAACAGCACAACCGCAUGCACUCUGGUGAGAGGCCCUUCACCUGCUCCGAAUGCGGCAAGAGCUUCACCAGCUACGCCAGCCUACAGCAGCACAACCACUUGCACUCGGGAGAACGCCCCUUCGACUGCUCCGACUGCGGCAAGAGCUUUGCCUGGAUGUCGGGGCUACGGCAUCACCGGCGGGUGCACAGCAGUGAGCGGCCCUUCACCUGCUCCGACUGUGGCAUAGGCUUCAAAUCGUCGCCAGAGCUGAAGAGGCACAGGCUCGUGCACACCGGGGAGCGCCCCUACACCUGCGCCCAGUGCGGCAAGGGCUUCACCCAUUCCAGCAACCUGCUGUCCCACCAGCGCACGCACACCGGCGAGCGCCCCUACACCUGCGGCCAGUGCGGCAAGGGCUUCACCUGCUCCAGCAACCUGCUGUCCCACCAGCGCACCCACACCGUCGAGCGCCCCUUCACCUGCGCCAAGAGCGGCAAGGGCUACACCCAUUCCAGCACCCUGCUGGUGCACCAGCGCACCCACACUGGCGAGCGCCCCUACACCUGCGCCCAGUGCGGCAAGGGCUUCAUCCGCUCCUCCAAGCUGCUGGAGCACCAGCGA